UAUGAAUCCAAGGAGCAUUUCUCCGCUUGGGGUCGCGAGGCGCAAACAUUGAAAGGAAGUGUGUGACCGUCUUGGAGCAACUGAAUGGUGCUUCGUCUAGAUCACAUGGCAUAUUGACUUCAAACGACACAGUGAGCACAUUUGAGAACAAAGACCUCCACCAUGCCAAGCAAGAUAAAGGGUGGUCACAAUCUUAGGAAUUUGAAUUCAUCUAAAGGUUCAGAUGCAGACAGCCCAUCUGUAACAAACAGGAGUCGGAGGGGAACGACCCCCAACACUUCCCCCAACACCAGCAGGCUAUCGUACCGGGAACAUAACGAUGAGGAGGAUGAAGAUGAAGAUCAGUACACAGACUCACAGGAAGAUGAUGUUGACAGCAGCUAUGCUACUACCAGAGCCUCUCCGACACCUAUGACUCCAUCCCCCAAAAUUCAACGUCGGGAUAAACUUCGAGGGAAUGUGUCUGAUAGUGACACAUCCCCCAUCCUUCAACAUCGGGCAAACCGUCGGGGAGAUAUGUCUGGUAGUGACACUUCACCACAAUACAAGAACAUUUAUCCGGAUUUGUCAACAAUGCAAAAAGAUGAAAGGCCUGCAGGUCCUGCAGCACCUAAGAAGCAGACGUCAUCCUCAAUGCCACCCUACAUGUGGAUAGGACUGGUAAUCCCAGUCCUUAUCAUUUUGGGAGUCCUGUUCUCUGCAUCCCUUAGGAAACCACCAUCACGCAGUCCAAGCUUUCAGGCCUUUGUGUCCACGGUUGAUGACCUUCAGUCGUCCUUCAAGUCUCAGGACAAGAGAACAUGGAAAACCAUCAAGUCAUCUGUCAAACAUAUUCUCAAUGCCACGGACCCCGGAUACCCAGCUGUUGUUUUGUUUGCUGUCCGGAAAGACCAUCCCGCGACUGCCAGCUGUCUGGCCCGAAGAGUUGCCUCCCUUUUUAACCAUCUGACGAGCAGUGUCGGAGAUGAUGGCUACGUGGAUGCAAGACUCUUGAACCAUCUUGAAGCAAGGGACCAGAAGGAAAGCCUUGACGAUAAAAUAAGGGCUAAUUUCAAGAGCGGACGAUCUGUGGUUAUUGAUCACCUUGAGGGCUUGUCCCCUUUGGCUUCCUUGCUGUUGCAUGGGAUCUGUGAUAACGACAAUGCACCUUUCAAAAACGUGUUUAUCGGGAUUGUGUUUUAUGUCGAUAGAGAACUGACCGUGCGGGAUGUUGACAUUGAACUAGAAAAGUACUUUAAGUCCGAACUUGAUAUGGACAAGAUUGGUGCACUGUUGACGAGGAUAAAUAACAAUGCAGUUGUUGUGAGGAAAGAGGAAGGGGAUAUUUCAUCGCUAUGUAGUUAGGAAGGAUGCAGAAUCUCACCGGUCCAGGAAUAGUGUAAUUAGCAAUAGAAAUGUUAAACUCAAUCUCGCUUGAACACAGCAUCAAAUGUUACUCUAAGCCUUCUUAAGCAUCUCAUUAAAAUGUUACCAGCUUAACAUGCUUUGCAUGAAAAAAUAACAUAUCAGCCAAAAUGAACCACCUCAGUUGACAAUCACUGAGGAAGAAAAGUCUCAAUCGGCAAUGAUCAGGGAAGGAAGUUGUCUCCCUUGAGUGGGGUUUUCAAAGUUGGGAAGCACAAUGAUGACAAAUUUUAUGGAUAGCAGCUUUUGUGAGUGCAACAUUUCGAUAGAUUCUUCUACCAUAUGUAUUUCCUUUCCUGUUUGGUACUGGUUCAAUAUUCUGUACUGAAAGGUCGCUCUCAAGUUGUUAUCCAUAAAAUGUGUCUUUAUUAAGGAUGUUGUUUGUUGAGAUUUGAAGGUUAAAAAGCCCCAGGUUUACUUGAUUUAACCCAAAAUUGUUUUCACCCAAAGAUAAUCUACGUUUUUAAAACGAAUAAAUAAAUUUAGAGGUGACAUUUAAAGUGGUAUACACAUAUGUAAUGAUUGUAUGGUGAAAGUUUCUGCUUGUAUGCGCAGAAACUUUGAGCCACUGAUAAAUCAAAUGGAUCUAUCUACUAACUAGGUUCACCUCCUUUGAUGAUGCUUCAUCAGCAAAUCAAAUGUCAAAUUGCACGUUGUGUACCACUUUACUGCAGAUAUAACAUACUCAUUAGUCCUAGCUUCAGAUGGGCAUUUUGUAAAAGGAAUUCUUUGAUAUUUUGAAAAGUAAGAGUUCCAAAGCAAAAAAUUACAUAUAAUAAUGUGCUAUUUAAGAAGGGGUUUUUUUCUGUAUGUUAUCUAAGGUAUGAAAUAUUGCACCGAUUCAUUACAAGACAGGGCCUUUGAUGUAAUACAUGUAUUGUGAUACAUGAUACAAAUUACAUUUGAUAUGAAAAGUUAACUGAAUGGGACAAAUGUGAGCAUUAGAAGCUGUCUACAAGCCAGCUGAUUUGGGGUAUUUUGGGCAUUUUGUAACUAUUUUUUAUGAACAGAUUAACAGCCCAUCAUUAAUUUGUACGUAUAUGAAAUGCACCCCAAAUAAAUGGUUUUGGUCUCUCCUUGUGUUCAGUGUUUCAGGGCAAAUACAGCAAUACUGCGGUACAGUGGUGCAUUCCCAACAUUCCCAGGGCUCACAUUUUGGUAAAGCUAUGAUUCAUUCCCAUGGUUUAGCAAUCAGUGGCUAG
Messenger RNA from Haliotis rubra (blacklip abalone), 2606 nucleotides. Its product is annotated as torsin-1A-interacting protein 2-like. The transcript has 3 exons. NCBI's taxonomy places the organism in Eukaryota, Metazoa, Mollusca, Gastropoda, Lepetellida, Haliotidae. Bases 163 to 1344 code for a protein of 393 amino acids. Gene Ontology annotation, biological process: membrane organization. Gene Ontology annotation, cellular component: membrane. The record is from RefSeq and is a predicted model, not a curated record. Gene Ontology annotation, molecular function: ATPase activator activity.